ACACCAUGAACGCCUUCCCGAUCCUGGUCCUCCUAAUCCUGGGACAUCUGUGUCAAAUUCAAGCUGCGACGUUGAACAAGCCUCCAAACAAUGUGGACGCCCUGAAGAAACAUCUGGUGGAAAAGAUUGUCCAGUCUCUCGUGGACGGACGAGAAGACCACGGCGAAACUCUAGAGGCGCUGAAGACGACGCUUAGCGCCGUCAUCGACGAAACGGACGAACAGUCCAUCACUGUCAUAGCUAUCCUCAUUGCUGCGGGAAUCGCAGGUGGCCUCAUAGGUGGUGCCGCAGGCGGCGCUGCUACAUCUGCCGUGGCGGAGGCAAUUGGCAAAUAGGCAUCACAACGAAUAUCCCGAACUGGUUUGGUUGUUACGGCGUAUAUGCUCCGAAGGUCCGUUGGCGACCAUAUAGUCCGUGGCCUCUUCCAUAAACAUUCUGUAAUGGGUGCGAAGUUCAGUUCCUGACAAAAGUCAUGGGCCAAUCACUCACGCUAUGCAACCUAACAGAACGUCUCGCUAAGUCACGUGGCUACAACUACCGUGUUUGCUUCAUACAACCACCGUUCGUUCGCAGUGAUUCGACUGAGAAUAAAAACAAGAAGA
Rhipicephalus sanguineus (brown dog tick) is the source of this 602-nucleotide messenger RNA. RefSeq lists its product as uncharacterized. The record is from RefSeq and is a predicted model, not a curated record. Bases 6 to 335 code for a protein of 109 amino acids. NCBI's taxonomy places the organism in Eukaryota, Metazoa, Arthropoda, Arachnida, Ixodida, Ixodidae. The transcript is spliced from 2 exons.